This is a messenger RNA of Oenanthe melanoleuca, 12119 nucleotides long. RefSeq names its product roundabout guidance receptor 2 (gene ROBO2). The record is from RefSeq and is a predicted model, not a curated record. Gene Ontology annotation, molecular function: protein binding. NCBI's taxonomy places the organism in Eukaryota, Metazoa, Chordata, Aves, Passeriformes, Muscicapidae. Bases 866 to 5482 code for a protein of 1538 amino acids. The transcript is spliced from 29 exons.
GGCGAGCGGCGCGGAGUGCGGGGCCGCCGGGAGAGCCGCGGCGGCGGGAGAGCCCCGAGCUGCGCAGCCCCCGCCGCCACCGCGCCGGGCUCCUGCCCUCCUACAGUUCCCGCUCCGCUGCCACUGAGGAGGGAGGUCUAGGGAACACGGCUUUAUAGAUAUAUAUUUUUUUUUUCAAUUAUUAUUAUUAUUUUUCUUUUGAGGGGAUGCUGAGAAAGCAAGCCGUUCCCCUCCCGUGUAGCACAUUGCCUGGGCGUUCCUAUUAUGGAAGUUAAGUGAGAAACUCUGCAGCUUGAACUGAUUUGGGGAGAGAAAGGGAGAGAGAAAGGGGUAGGGGGAGGGCGAGAGGAAGGCAAAAUAGCCGAACCAAACCAAUGGUUUUCCUGAAAAGUGCCGGGAAGUUUGUGGAGCACUUUCUAGGAAUCAGGUCCUUUCUCAGAGUCUCUCCUUGUCUUCCGAAGAAAGACCUUGCUUUUGGAUUGCCAUGGAUCCUAAAGAGAGUCUUAGACACACUUGAAUAAUUCCCCUGCUUGGGCUGGAUUGGUGGGAAUUUAGGAAGGAGCGUGUGUGCGAAGCAGAAGCCUUCGGAGCUCACUCGCUGCUUCUCUAAUCUGUAUGGAUCUAAAAGUGUCACAUUCAAGACCUUUGCAUCUCCAGCUUUUGAACUGAAGAUUUCCAUUUCCACUUUAAGUAGCUGCUAGGAAACUGAAAACUUUUGGACCUACCUCUUACUGGCUUUGGAUACUUUUUUCUUUUUUUUUUCCCUCUUUUUAUAUUUCCUUUUUUUUUUUUUUUUUUCCUCCCCUUUUUUAAUCUCUGUGGAAUUGGUCUCGCAAGCGAUCGGGAUUGUUUUUAAUAUGUCAAAAUGGGUCUGCUGACGCCACUCCUGCUCUUCGGAUUUGCAUUUUUUCAAGUCUAUGGAUCCCGUCUCCGCCAGGAGGACUUUCCACCGCGGAUUGUUGAGCAUCCUUCGGAUGUGAUAGUGUCCAAAGGAGAGCCAACCACUCUGAACUGCAAGGCAGAGGGAAGGCCGACCCCCACCAUCGAGUGGUACAAGGAUGGCGAGCGGGUGGAGACGGACAAGGACGACCCGCGCUCCCACCGGAUGCUGCUGCCCAGCGGAUCCUUGUUCUUCCUGCGCAUCGUGCACGGGCGCCGGAGCAAGCCCGACGAGGGGAGCUACGUGUGCGUGGCCAGGAACUACCUUGGAGAAGCUGUGAGUCGCAAUGCGUCUCUGGAAGUGGCAUUGCUGCGGGAUGACUUCCGCCAGAACCCUACAGAUGUGGUGGUGGCAGCUGGAGAGCCUGCAAUCCUGGAGUGCCAGCCCCCUCGAGGGCACCCCGAGCCCACCAUCUACUGGAAGAAAGAUAAAGUCCGGAUUGACGACAGAGAGGAGCGCAUCAGUAUCCGUGGUGGGAAGCUGAUGAUCUCCAACACCAGAAAAAGUGAUGCAGGGAUGUACACCUGUGUGGGGACCAACAUGGUGGGGGAGCGUGACAGUGACCCUGCAGAGCUGACUGUCUUUGAGCGGCCCACGUUUCUCAGGCGCCCGAUCAACCAGGUGGUGCUGGAGGAGGAGGCCGUGGAUUUCCGCUGCCAGGUGCAGGGGGAUCCCACCCCCACCGUCCGCUGGAGGAAGGAUGACGCAGACCUGCCGAGAGGAAGGUAUGACAUCAAAGACGACUACACGCUGCGCAUCAAGAAAGCGGCGAGCACGGACGAAGGCACCUACACCUGCAUCGCUGAGAACAGAGUUGGGAAGGUGGAAGCCUCUGCCUCGCUCACCGUGCGAGCUCCCCCACAAUUUGUGGUGAGACCACGAGACCAGAUUGUAGCCCAGGGUCGAACUGUGACUUUUCCUUGUGAAACUAAAGGGAAUCCCCAGCCAGCUGUUUUCUGGCAAAAAGAAGGGAGUCAGAACCUACUCUUCCCAAACCAGCCUCUGCAGCCCAACAGCAGAUACUCUGUGUCACCAACUGGGGACCUCACCAUUACCAACAUCCAGAGGUCUGAUGCAGGCUACUACAUUUGUCAAGCACUGACGGUUGCUGGAAGCAUUUUAGCAAAGGCUCAGCUGGAGGUUACUGAUGUCUUGACAGAUCGGCCUCCGCCCAUCAUCCUGCAGGGCCCCAUCAACCAGACGCUGGCAGUGGAUGGCACAGCUCUGCUCAAGUGCAAGGCCACCGGCGACCCCCUGCCUGUCAUCAGCUGGCUCAAGGAGGGGUUCACCUUCCUGGGCCGGGACCCUCGCACGUCCAUCCAGGACCAGGGCACGCUGCAGAUCAAAGCUCUGCGGCUGUCUGAUACUGGGACUUACACUUGUGUUGCUACAAGUUCCAGUGGGGAAACAUCCUGGAGUGCUGUGCUGGAGGUGACAGAAUCCGGUGGAGCAACAGUCAGUAAAAAUUAUGAUAUAAAUGACCUCCCUGGGCCACCAUCCAAACCUCAGGUCACUGAUGUCACUAAGAACAGUGUCACCCUGUCCUGGCAGCCAGGGACCCCUGGAAGCCUCCCAGCUAGUGCAUAUAUCAUUGAGGCUUUUAGUCAGUCUGUGAGCAACAGCUGGCAGACAGUGGCCAACCACGUGAAGAGCACCCUGUACACCGUGAGAGGGCUGCGCCCCAACACCAUCUACCUGUUCAUGGUCAGAGCCAUCAACUCCCAGGGCCUGAGCGACCCCAGCCCCAUGUCAGACCCUGUCAGGACCCAAGAUAUCAGCCCCCCAGCACAAGGAGUGGAUCACAGGCAAGUCCAGAAGGAGCUGGGAGAUGUCAUUGUACGGCUGCACAACCCUGUUGUGCUGACACCCACGACAGUGCAAGUCACCUGGACGGUGGACCGCCAGUCCCAGUUCAUCCAGGGCUACCGCGUCCUGUAUCGCCAGACGUCCGGGCUGCCUGCCCCAGCUGCGUGGCAGAGCCUGGAGGUGAAAGUGCCCACGGAGCGCAGCGCCGUCCUGGCCAGCCUGAAAAAGGGGGUCACCUACGAAAUCAAGGUCCGCCCUUACUUCAAUGAGUUCCAGGGGAUGGACAGUGAAUCCAAGUCCGCCCGCACCACGGAGGAAGCUCCAAGUGCUCCUCCUCAGUCUGUCACUGUCCUGACAGUUGGAAAUCACAACAGCACGAGCAUCAGCAUCUCCUGGGAUCCUCCCCCUCCAGAUCACCAAAAUGGAGUCAUCCAGGAGUACAAGAUCUGGUGCCUAGGUAAUGAGACUCGAUUUCAUAUCAACAAAACAGUAGAUGCAGCCAUUCGGUCUGUAGUAAUAGGUGGCCUGUAUCCAGGUAUCCAGUACCGCGUGGAAGUUGCUGCAAGCACCAGUGCAGGUGUGGGAGUAAAAAGUGACCCACAACCCAUAAUCAUUGGGGGUCGUAAUGAAGUUGUCAUCACUGAAAAUAACAACAGCAUAACUGAGCAAAUCACGGAUGUGGUCAAGCAGCCUGCCUUCAUAGCUGGCAUUGGUGGUGCAUGCUGGGUCAUUCUCAUGGGUUUCAGCAUCUGGCUGUACUGGAGAAGAAAGAAGAGGAAGGGGCUCAGCAAUUAUGCUGUCACCUUCCAAAGAGGAGAUGGAGGACUAAUGAGCAAUGGAAGUCGACCAGGUCUGUUGAAUGCCAGUGACCCCAGUUAUCCUUGGCUUGCAGACUCUUGGCCUGCCACAAGUCUGCCAGUAAAUAACAGCACUAGUGGACCCAAUGAUCUUGGGAAUUUUGGUCGUGGAGAUGUGCUGCCACCAGUGCCAGGGCAAGGAGAUAAAACUGCUACGAUGCUUUCUGAUGGGGCCAUUUACAGCAGCAUUGACUUCACCACCAAAACCAGCUACAACAGCUCCAGCCAAAUAACUCAGGCCACGCCAUAUGCCACCACCCAGAUCCUGCAUUCCAACAGCAUUCACGAGCUGGCUGUCGAUUUACCAGAUCCACAGUGGAAAAGCUCAAUUCAGCAAAAAAAUGACCUCAUGGGAUUUGGUUACUCUCUCCCAGACCAAGGCAAAGGCAACAAUGCCUUGCUUUACAUCCCUGACUACCGGGUGGCUGAGGGACUGGCUAAUAGAUUGCCACACAACCAGUCACAGGAUUUCAGCACCACCAGCUCCCACAACAGCUCCGAAAGGAGUGGCAGCCUCUCAGGUGGCAAAGGAGGGAAAAAGAAGAAAAACAAAAAUACUACCAAGCCCCAGAAAAACAAUGGUUCAACCUGGGCCAGUGUCCCCCUCCCACCCCCUCCUGUGCAGCCACUUCCAGGCACAGAGCUGGAGCACUAUGGGGUGGAUCAGCAAGAAGCAGGAUAUGACAGUGAUGGCUGGUGUCCACCUUUGCCAGUUCAGACCUACCUGCAUCAGGGCAUGGAGGAUGAGCUUGAAGAAGAUGAUGAUCGUGUCCCCACCCCUCCUGUCCGGGGAGUGGCUUCAUCUCCUGCCAUCUCCUUUGGGCAACAGUCGACUGCAACCCUCACGCCUUCCCCACGAGAGGAGAUGCAGCCAAUGCUCCAGGCUCACCUUGAUGAGUUAACAAGGGCUUACCAGUUUGAUAUAGCAAAGCAGACAUGGCACAUCCAAAGCAAUACACAACCUCCUCAGGCUCCAGUUCCUCCCCUAGGAUACGUAUCUGGAAACCUUAUUUCAGAUUUGGAAACAGAUGUUCCAGAUGAUGAUGAUGAUGAGGAUGAUCUUGAAGAAGAAACUGUAGAAAUCAGCAGGCCACUAAGAGGUCUAGAGCAUACUCCAGGCUCCAGUAUGGACAAUCUAGACAGCUCUGUGACAGGUUCAAUGGUAAAUGGAUGGGGUUCUGCGUCUGAUGAGGACCGUAACUUUCCUAGUCAUAGAUCUAGUGUAGGUAGCUCCUCAGAUGACUCCAUCUGUACCAGCGGCACUUUUGCACAAGCACUGGUUGCAGCAGCAGAUAAAGCUGGGUUUAGGCUGGAUGGAACCAGCCUGACCAGAACAGGCAAAGCAUAUUCUUCCUCUCAGAGACCUCGGCCAGGCAGUCCUUUUUCUACUGACAGCAACCCCAGUGCAGCUGUCAGUCAGGGUCAGAGGCCAAGGCCCACGAAAAAACACAAGGGUGGACGAUUGGAGCAGCCGCCUUUGCCUCACCGCCGGGAGGGGAUCACGGACGAUCUUCCACCACCACCCGACCCGCCCCCUGGUCAGGGUUUAAGGCAGCCCAUAGUGCCCGGCCAGCGCGGAGGCUCUGCCGAGAGGAAGGGGAGCUCUCUGGAGAGGCAGCACGCAGCAGCCAACGUAGAUGACACAAAGAGCUCCCUGGACCGGCCCGCUAGGACAUCUCUAGAGUGGCAGCGGCAAGCCCAGGAGUGGAUAAGCUCUACAGACCGCCAAGAGGAUUUCAGGAAAGCCCAACACAAACAAGCCUUCGGAUCAGAAGAGGCACUCGUACCAUAUAGUAAACCCAACUUCCCAUCCCCUGGUGGCCACAGCUCUUCAGGAACAUCUUCUUCAAAAGAAUCAACUGGACCCAGAAAAGAGUAGUUGAGAAGACACAUUGCAAGCUGCUCUGAUGGACCAUCAGGUCUGAACUCAUGGAAGUGAUGACACUAAACAGUGCAAUGAACAUUUUCUUUAUUUAUGUACUAUUAAAGAACUGUAAAUGCAAUGUAAAGACACACAGCCACACAUAUCCCACAGAUACUUUACUUGUGUUCUUCUCUUUAAUACACCAUCCACCUUAAACUAUUCCUUGUCAGGAGUAUAUAAAAAAGAAAGAAAAAAAAAAAAAUCACCCUCCAGGAUUAAAAGGAUUUCCUUCUGUAUAUAAUUUCUUUUGUUGCAUUGCUAUGCAAGCUCACCUUCUUUUUAGCUAUGUUCAUAUUCAUGUCUGUUUUUACUGGUCUGUUGUACUAUAUGUGAAUUAAUAGGCUGUGGUGCCAUAUAUUAACUUUUAAUUGUGUAACUUUUAUGUUUAAAGUUUGCACUGCGAUUUUAUUUGGUGAUAAGCACAAAACUCUACUCCUCAUGACAUGAAGAAAAAAGAGACUGAAUGUGUGAAGAAGGUUUACGUCCUGUAAGCUACUUUGGAUAUUGCUGGAUGUAAAGGAGUAUGUUAGGUGGUUUUCCAUUGGGGUGUAGAAAUGAGAAAGUGACAGGCAAAACUGAUGUCAGUGAAGACAUUAGAGACAGAUUUAAACCUUUUAAAAGCAAGCAACCUAGUUGCUCUUCCUAUUUAAGAAGGGGUCAGAAGUUGGAAGUGUGAGAUUAAAGAGUGAAAAUGAAAACUAAAGGUAGCAUGAGAUGGCCUAGACCCUUUCACUAGAAUGAUACCCUUAGUAUCUGCUUUUAGCCAUCCCAUGCCACUAAGUAAAGGGGAAGAAAAAUAAACCUUGCUACAAACAAAUGAACUUAAGGUGUUUCACUAAAGCUGUUUUUAUUUUGCAGUUUUGAAAGAAUUAUUACCUUUAAUUUCUCUAGCCCAAAAUAUAGGACAGAGAUUUUCCAGGAGAAACAAACCAUAUAAACACAAGGAAUACCUAGUAAGAAGAUAAGAAUGCAAUUUAUUAUUAAGACAUAUUCAGGCUGCUUCCAAAAAUUGAAAUGUCAGAGUAUCUUAUUUCACCUUUCCAAUACAUGUACAGUAUGAUGGAGGAUAAAGCUGCACCACUGAAAUUCAUGACAUUAAUUGUUUUGAUGCAGUCUACACAACCCUUUCUGUUCCAUACCUGAAAUCUGCAAGAGCUGAAGUUGGAUCCACUAAAUUUGUAGUAAAAUGUUUAGUGUUUGGAAGGAAAGCAAGGGUCAAAUUAUUUUUGGCUUGCAUUAAGUAUAUUUCUGGCAAUACAGUACAUCCAAAAAGUUGGAUAUAAGCAAAGGAAAUAUUUGGCCUGUGUUUUAGUGAGUGGCUUCAAACUCUACUAUGAUGAGGAAAUAACAACACAUGUUUAUACACUUUUUGAAUAAACCAGACUCUGUAAGUGGACAUUAAUGACAGCAUCCUGUCUCUUCAUUAAUUUUCAUGACUUUUUCCAAGUCUUCUUUACCUUUCAAAUCUCAAAGAGUAAAUUCUCAAGCUUUUCUUAGAAUAUUGUGUGUGGCUAACCCACCCAUUACUUUGAUGCUUAAUUUAAAUAUUGCAUCUUACAGCUUAUUUCUGUUAGUUAUCUGACCAUGAGCACAAGUUUCCAUUGAAUACCCUUUUCAUAUAACCAGUCUAUGUUGUUUUAUAUUUUGCCUUGGAGCUCACCAGUAUUAAGAACACUUUUUGUCAUGGCAGAAUUUUAGAAAAGUAAAUUAUGAUGCUAAAUAUGUGUUGCUUUUCAUUUCAUUAACUUGUUCCAUGAUAAGAUAAAACACUACAGCCAUCAGCUAUAACUCAGCACUAUUGAAUAUUGAAAAAUGCUAGUUAACUCCCUUAAGGUCAAGACAUGUUACUUAGCAAGUUACAAACAAAAAAAAAAGUUGAGGAAAAAAGUAAGAAUUUAUUUACAUAUGUGACCAAUGAGUAUAUGCCAUUUUCCUGCUUGUUAAAACACUAUAGUUAAAAACAUAACUUGAAAAUGUUCGAGUAAGAUAAAGAAUGCAGCAUAAUUACAUAUGCAUGGUUUUUAUUUUGAUAUUGCCAUAUGAAAAGAAGACCAUUCAGAGUACAAUUCAAAUUUAAUUUUCUGGAAAAUGUUUAACUCAGUCACCAAUAGUUCCAAUAGUUGUUUAUUCCCUGUUUAAUUGAAAAGUUUGUGCUGAGCUUUGGUGGAACACCUUACUCACUCUGUUCUAUUCAAAAUUCAGUAUCAUUAGAGGUUGAUAAAGCCAUUCCAAUUACUUUCAAAUAUGUGUUUUAUCUCUUCCACUGGAAAGUAAAUGUGUGUCAGUAUUAAAGCUGUUCAGUACCAUGAUAUUCACUAACUUGUCCAUCUGCUUCUGUACAUUUUUGUUCAUUAAUAAUUUGCUUACAAUAUUACAUAAGGUGUUGUUGUGUAUGGCAAAGUGUCUCCAUUAUCUUACAGGUGAUGUCUCUUCUUUUUUUCUCUCUCUCUCUUUUCUAUACAGUGUAUUUCCAAUGAACCACAGUACAUAUUUUUUAAAAUGCCAUUUAAUUUACUAUUUUAAAAGAAGUAUUCUUCUUUUUUUAAAAAAAAAUUAAAACAUUUAUUGUGAAUAAUGUGUUUAAAGAAAAGGGAUGUUGUGGCAGCACUUAGAAUUGUUUUUUAAUUUGUUUUUUUUAAAAACAACUGUUUAUUGGCUACAGUUUGUUCACGAAAAAGUAUGACCUCUUAAUGUGUUUCAUUGGUAUUGUUAGUGCAGCAAAGUUUAAUUGGCAUAAGAAGUUGGUUAAUAGUACUGUUGAAGUGUGUAUUGUAUAUUUACUGGGGAAAAAAAUAAAACAUAUUCACAUUUCAAAUCUAUGUUAAAAGACCUUGAGUAAGGAGUCAAUAUGUGAAAACCCAAACAGGGAAAAUCAGGCAAUAAUAACAUAGACUGAGCUAUAAUCAUCACUGUCCACUUACAGGUGACAAGGAACAUUUUAUACACUGUUUUGUGAACUAAGCUGGAUAUUGCCUGUCCUAGGGGUUUGUGUUUAAUGUCCUGUCUCUCCUGGAACAGUUGUGCCACUGUGAUUACACUGGUGCAGCUAUUCCAGAGAUUAUUCUGCUCCUAGCUGUGUUCUCUCAGUGUGGGGAAGCACUGUGGGGGCACAGCUGGCUCUGCCUGAAGCCCACAGAGCAGUGGAUGUGUAAAACUGGUCUGAACCUCAGACCUGGGGUUUGGUACUGGUGCAGCUACUGCCAAGCCAGUACAGAGCACCCCAAAAUGUGUGGAUAGGUGCUAGGUCAGUCUUUCUCAAUCUUUGCUCUGAAUACUUGCUCAGUUCUGAAUGCAGGAGGGCUGAAGGACCAAAUAAUGAAUUGUUCCAUGUGCUUCAGUGGUGUAUUGCUAUAUGGGCAGCCAUUUCAGUGAUGCAAGGAACAGACAUUUCCUUCUUUGAUAUUUCUUUUGUUUCUUUCCUCUUUAUUUCCAAGUACAUAUCCAAGUCAGCAAACCCUUAGAAUACCUUUUGGUUGUCACCUGAAAUGCAACAGAAACACCAUUCCUUGGGAAAAGUACUAAAGAUAAGGUGCAUGGAAUGUUUUUAAGUAUAUUAAUUUAACUACACACCAGUGCAAAAGGAAGACAUGGCUGUUUGAAAUAAUUAUGUGCUGGUUUAUGCUUGCCUCAGCCCAUGCAUUGCCAGCCAUGAGAAAAGGUGUGUUCUGAGGCUGAGAAAGAGUCCUCACAGCUGAAAGACGACAGGGAAUAGGGUUGGGGGAAAUUUUGGCAGGAACUUUUAUUUUAAAAAGAAAAAAAUUACAGGCAGCUCCUUUGGCUUGUCUACAAUUUAUGCAGUUUGGGGUUUUUUUAUGGUUAAUGGCCUUGUGGAGUUUUAGCAAGGGAACUAGAAAGAAAAAAAUUGACCUUUUGUAAAGAUUGGGGGUACUUUUUUGCUGGGGGAGGAUUUUUUAAUUUCAUUUUUAUUUUUUUAUCAUAUGUUUUGUGUUCCAUCUCUCUGGAACACAUUAACUAAAACAUAAAUUGUUUUUGAAAACCAUGUGGGCAGCAGACAAUUCAUUUAGGAGGCACAUUGAAAUAGCAGGAAAAAGGGAAAAAGGAAUAAUAAAAUAAGGAACACAUACUGGUUUAGCACAGCCAAGUCCACCACAGUUUCAAUGAUGUGUAUAAACUUCAUUGCUUUUGGUUUUCAUACCAAAACAAGUUACCCAAAGUCCAUAGGAGGCCUGGAUCCUCGGGACACUAAAUCUGGUGCUUUGUUUUAAAUAUGUGGGUGGUUAAUCCGAGCUGGGGAGAGUGCAGAAUGCUCGGGGGUGUACGAGCCCCCAGCCCUGGCUGCUCAGAGCCCAGGGUCUCCAGCAGAGAAGCCCUUGUGGCUUUAGGCUAGUGCUUUCAGUGGGUCCCAGGCAGGUCAGCAUGUAGAGGAGGGUCAGGUCCCUCAGGAUGGAGCUUUCAGGGCAGGGAAGGUUCAGUGCCUGUGGUUUGCAUCUGCUCUGCUGUGUCUCGCUUGUUCCCACUUCUCUUGAGGACUGAGCUCUUUCCUGCCAACACCCUCCACCCAAAUUAACAGAUACAACUCACAGAUACCUCAUGGGACCCACAGGAGAUGUAGGGCCAUGCCUUUGUGCACAGUGGGCUGGUUAUUUGGGGAGAAGUAGCUCUGAGUUCCACAGCUGUGUGAGGACUGGAUUAUUCUUUACCAGGAUUUUAUUUACCUGUGUAGCUACAUCCAGGAGGACACGAGCAGAAAACAAGUUCCUAGAGCAGAGCUCAGCAUUGCAGCAUCUCUUCUGCUAUGUGGCUCCUUAUUCAGCCUGUGGUAGCCAGUCCUGAGUUCACUGCUGAAUUCUCACCACAUCCUGAGGACUCACAUGGCUUCUGCUGACAUCUAGGCAAGGGAGGUUGUUCCUCUUGCUUUAGCAGAAUGAAAAAACAAACAAACAAACAAACAAACAAAAACCAAGAAAUGCUAAAACUGAAGCCUUUCAAUUUAAUACAAAACUUUUAAAACAAUGCUCAAAAAUCCUAGAAAACAGCAUUUCAGAUAUAUGCUUGACAAUUGUUUAAUUUUUCUUGGUACUUUGUUUCGGCUACCAUUUAAAUGAUCCAUUUGUUUAUUUUCAGAGCUGCAACACUGUCCCUGCACCCCCCACCUCCUGCAUUUUCCAGUACUUAUCUUUCAUCUGUAAAGAAGUUAUGGUAGAGAAUGACAUUUGUGUACUUACAUUGUUCUAACUUUAAGCAACAAGGUGCACAGUUGCAUUCAGUUCAAUUGAUCAAAGCCAGAUGGGCACAAAAUGUUUGUGGGGUUUUUUGUCUAAAAAAGGCCUGCUACUAUUUGUGCUGAUAUUUGUUCCCCAUUUAUGCUGAUCAGUGCAUCUUUUGCCUUCAAGGAUGCCAUUAGUAAUUCUCCUUUGUGUUCAAAAGCAGGAAUCCAUUGUGCAGCACUUGGAGAGCCACUCGGAUACAGGUAAAGAAUAUAACAGCUUGAGCAAGUGCUAAUUAGAACCAAUUAAAGUUAAUUGACCUCCUUUGGCAGUAAAAUGCAUAAUAGAACUUGCUCUGUCCUUGCAAAAUGGAGAUCUUGCCUCUAAGCAUAAGAGUGAAGCAGGGUUUCAUGUAGCAGCCCCUAGUAAUUAUGUGAGUAUAACAACCAGGAAGCUGCUUGCUACAAUUUGUUCUAAUAACUGAGCUCUGCUGUAUCAGAGCAGCGCAAUAAAAGUGAGAUUUCUGCUCCAGUCUAUUUAGAAAACUAAUUUUUACAGAGCAAAUGAGCAUCCCAAGAUACCGAUACUAAUCUCUAGGAAUGAGUUGGCAGAAAAAUAGAGUCCCUUUUAUAGGUAAGUAAUGGUGUGAGCAUAAAAAAAGAAGCAGUUUUGUGCCUGCUGGUUGGAAAUAGCCCUGAUGCUCAGAGGUUCCAUCUAUCCUGGGCAGUGGGGAAGCUCUGGCAGGCCUGCACUGGUGCUUUUUCUGGGUGAAGGGUCUGCCCACAGUUCCUUGCCAUGAGGUUGCCUUUGGCAGACUUGUGUUGGAACAGCUGAGGUUUGUGGUGCUGCAGGACUACACCACUGCCAUGGGCAGCACUGUGGACAUGGUCAGAGGUACCCAAAUAAGAGAGAGAAAGAGCAGGGGAAAGAAUGGAGAGUAGGAAAUGCAAAACUGUAUGAAUUCAAAAGCAUCAGUGGUGAGUGCUAAACUGUACAUCGCUGUGAAAAGUUGAAAAGCCAUUUUUAUUAGUAAACCAGAAUUGAUCCAGUUUCCAUGACCAUGCUUUGAUGACUUUUUGCUUGGCAGGAACUGAAUGCGACUGAUUUUGCUGCUAACUUGGCCUUACUAUGAACAGCAAUAAAGGUGUUAGUCAGGUGGGGACUUUGAUGUGACCAGUGACAUCACUCUCCCUUCAGGGAAUGUUCUGUGCUGGCUUGUUAAUGAAUUUCUUUCCUAAUGAGUAUCAUUAAAAACCCUUUGAUUAGCUAUUUGUGUGAAUGCCCUUCCUUUUUCCUCUAAGCUGCUACUUGCACCAGUAGCAGCAGGAUUUUGCCCAAGGCAGAAAAUGCAGCUCCAUUCCUCACCUCAUGAAUACAAGUCUGAGGCAAACAGCAACAAGAAAGAGGGUGAAAAGAAAAAUUAA